Bursaphelenchus xylophilus (pine wood nematode) is the source of this 1270-nucleotide messenger RNA. NCBI's taxonomy places the organism in Eukaryota, Metazoa, Nematoda, Chromadorea, Rhabditida, Aphelenchoididae. The record is from the annotation of a GenBank genome assembly.
AUGUUGGUCAAAGCUACUGUACUCUUUGUGAUUCUGCUGAGUAUUCAGCAUUCGUUGUCAAAGAAGAUACCACCAGCGAUUUUUAACGGAUGGCAUGGCGUUUCAGUGGAUGAUCCGGAUGUGCAGGUAAGGAAUGCCGGGAUUGAAGGAGAAACACUGAUGCAGGACUACAUAAGUAUCAGUCUGUCGGAAAAAUAACGGCGGAUCGUCGCAUCAAAAUGUCUCGCCUCGCCGCUGUCGCGCACCAAAUCCCAAGCCGCGGCUUGCAGUCGCAAAGCGAUGAAGGGCGAUUCGGAGGCGCGAAGAUCCGCCGUUAUUUUCCCGACAGACUGAUAUUAUCCCUCUAGCUAAAUAGUUCCAAAGCUAUGGUCUCUUUGACCGCUCUCUCUCGGCAGCAGAGACCGUUAAAUUUCUCGACGGUGCCUGCAAGCGGCAAGCUAAAACUUUGAUGAAUCGAUAUCUGGCCUUUGCCCUUGUGCAAAAUUAAAGAAAAUCUGAGAGUCGCACUUGGGGUACUUCCCAUGUAAGUCGUAUGCCAAUUUCUGUGUUUUUGCCUCUCGCGCAAAAAGAAUAUAUGUAGUAAAUCAUGAGAUUAGUUAAAGGAAUAACAGGCAAGAACGGGUAGGAUGAAUUUUCUCAAAUUGGGUGAAAAGCAUAGCGGAUCUGAGCUUUUUCUGAUCUAGCCUCAGAACCAACAUGAUUUAUUUUUCAGAACCUCGCGGAAGAAGCGGUCAAGAUCUAUUCAGAACAAGAAAAGAAGGAAUAUAAGCUGCAAGGGGUCAUGUCUGUACAACAACAACUUGUGAUUGGCGUUAAUUACAAAAUGGACUUGUAUGCGAAUCGCUCUUUGGGGCCCGGCCACUCACUUCACAUCCCUCUGCACGACGAUGUGUUUGUUGAUGCGGUAGGCAAUGCUAACCAUAGCGUCAAUGAACAUAUUAAUAUUAUGCGUAAAAUGAUAUGUGGUAAAUAAUACCGAAAUAAAUCUUGCAAACACGUUUUUUUGUUCAGAAUACAUAUGUAGAUAUAAAAAUGUGUUGUUUUCUUUGUGAUCCUGCCGAAUAUUCCCAUCUUGUUGUGACAUGUCGUUAAAAAUUUAAUUUUCGCUGGAAUAACUUUGAAUAAUCACAUAAAUUGCCGGCGGUAUAUGUAUACUUUCCAGCAAGGCAUUGUCCGAUUCCACCUUCGGUCAGAAAAGAAAUUCAACGAUCUGGCUGUGGUCUUGCGGUGGUCUCUUCAAUCGACUACCUUCCGCACUCUUGCUACCUGA